AUGUGUGACCAGUUUGUGGGAAUCUGGAAGUUUGUCUCCAGUGAAAAAUUUGAGGACUAUAUGAAAGAACUGGGUGUGGGUUUAGCCACCAGGACACUGGGCAGCCUGGCCAAACCCACUGUGACCAUCAGCAUGGAUGGUGAUGUGAUAACCAUCAAAACAGAGAGUACUUUUAAAAGUACUGAGGUCUCCUUCAAGUUGGGGGAGGAGUUUGAGGAAACCACAGCAGAUGACAGGAAAACCAAGAGUAUUGUCACCUUGGAAGAAGGCUCACUAACUCAGGUGCAGAAGUGGGAUGGUAAAGAGACCACAAUAAAGAGAAAACUAACAGAUGGGAAGAUGAUUGUGGAAUACACCAUGAACAAUAUCACUUGCACUAGAGUCUAUGAGAGAGCAUGAGUAAACUCCAUGUCCAGGAGUGCAUCUAACUUGGUCUGAGAAUGAGUUCAGGUCAAGGAAACUACUACACUUCUCCUGCUUCUUAGUUUUGUUUCCUGAAGAAAAGGCCUAAUGGGUGCAGAAUCCUAAUUCCAAACCACUAAUGUAACC
This is a messenger RNA of Malaclemys terrapin pileata, 549 nucleotides long. RefSeq names its product fatty acid-binding protein, adipocyte-like. The record is from RefSeq and is a predicted model, not a curated record. The transcript is spliced from 4 exons. Lineage: Eukaryota; Metazoa; Chordata; Testudines; Emydidae. Gene Ontology annotation, biological process: fatty acid transport. Gene Ontology annotation, cellular component: nucleus; cytosol. Bases 1 to 399 code for a protein of 132 amino acids. Gene Ontology annotation, molecular function: fatty acid binding.